Penicillium egyptiacum is the source of this 507-nucleotide messenger RNA. Lineage: Eukaryota; Fungi; Ascomycota; Eurotiomycetes; Eurotiales; Aspergillaceae. The record is from the annotation of a GenBank genome assembly.
AUGCGCUUACUGGAAAGACAUCAACACGAGUGGCCUGUUCACACUCGACUGGCUCGAGAUCUAUUCACCGUUCCGGCUACAGGUGCUGGCACGGAACGACUUUUCACCGUUACGCAAGAGAUCUGCCAUGCGCGUGGGGAAUAUUUAGAUGAGUCGACCAUCCAAGACCUUGUGAUGUAUGCGUACUCGGAGGAAUCUGGAACAGGGAAGCAAUUGAUCAGCCGGGUAGAACGUAACAAAGCAAGUAACGAAGAGUGGGAGGAGUUCGAAACAGAGGCAGAAAGGCCAGAACGGAUCAGCGAGGAUGAGUGGAGUCCAGCUGAAGCGAGUAUUGACGUGCGUCCAUGGGAAGACGAAAAUAGCGAGGCAGACACAGUGAUCCUGGAAAGCGCACCUACGGAUGAUCUGGGACAGAAUAUGGCAGAUGAAGCGAGGAGGACUCGUUUCUGCCUCCACCUGUCACGCGGCUCAUCAAUAGCGUUCGAAGGAGAUUCUCAAGCAGAAUGA